GGCACGAGCACGGACAGGAACAUGGACAGGGUUCAUGCACUCAUCUUCUGCUUCCUCCUGAUUCAGAUGUCCAUCGUGGCAGCUCAGUCCGGCUGUUCUCCAAAUACAACUGCAACCAUCGCAGAAAACAACCAUGUGGGGGCUGUCGUGGCAACAAUCCCCAUCGAGACCGGAGUGACCCUCACCUACUCCCCAAACAACCCCCCUGAUUUCCCUUUUGCAAUUGAUGGAAACCAGCUGAUAGCUACGAGUGUGUUGGACUUUGAGACGAUGAUUUCUCCUUUCAUGGUUGGCAUCGUAUGCACUAGAGAAACUUCAGUCGAUUACACCAUUUAUGUAUUUGUACAGAAUGUAAACGAUAACCCCCCCGUGUUCGACAAGAUCCUGUAUACACCAACCAUCAAUGAGAUGUCCCCCAUAGGUUCCACUGUGGGUAAUUUUGAUGCCACAGACCAGGACCAGGACCAGCUGUACUACAGGCUGACAACUGAAUCUACUUAUUUCAAACUGAAGUUACCAACCAUCCCAGAAAUCCUGGUUGAUGCACAACUUGACUACGACAAGAUUAAACAGGUUGAACUGGUACUCCAAGCUCAGGACACAAAGUUUGACUCACCGCCAGAAGAUAUCUCGUUUACGGCCACCACAACCAUCAUGAUUUCCAUCUUAGACAUUGACAACAGACCACCAUGGUACCAGCCUUGCAGCAGACGUGAAGUGGGGGGAACCGUGGUCUGUGAGAGUUCUGGCUACACCGGCAGGGUUUAUUUAAAUGAACAAGAGACUGGGGCAUUACCUUUGAAACCAGGACCACUUUAUGCCAUUGAUGGAGACAUGGGAAUAGAUGAAGACAUAACGUACUCCUUCCUCAGUGGAGAUGAAGAUAAUCUGUUGGAGAUCAACCCAAACACAGGAAACGUCACAAUGUUGAGGCCAGCUGACGUGUUGGGACCAAUCAGUCUGACAGUCCUGGCAGCUCAGAGGACAAACGUUCAUCAGUUCACCACAACCUCUCUCACCAUCAGCGUGCAGGUGGAGAGCCUUCAUGCUCCACAGUUCCAGAGGCCGCAGUACGAAGCUCUGAUCACCUCAAAGGGCUCGAUGGCCAUCGACCCGAGGAACCAGCAGCCAUUACAGAUCCUGGCCACAGACCAGGACUACGCUUCUACUGGGGGUCUGAAUCCCCACAUGACUUACUCAGUUGAAGGUAGCAGCAGCUUCGCCAUUGUUGGUGGUUACUUGUUCAUGACUGAAGAUCUCCCAGAGGACACGUUAUCUUUGCAAAUUUUGGCCAAAGACACAUCCAAUGAUGAGACGGCUACAGCGCAACUCCAAGUAGAGUUGAAGUUAGGUUCCUCCACCACCAGUUUGCCCCUGAGCACUACAGACAUUAUGACCAUAACCUCAGUAGGACAAUCCACCAGCAACAGCAAGACGACGCACGAGAUCCUGCCCACGACCAACGAGCACAGCAGUCUGUCCACUGGUGUGUCAGCCACCAGCCACAGCCUAACAAAGAUGCCAUCGGGUGAAUUCAGAGGAUCGGACAUGGCAGCGCUCAGUGCGACCUUGGGUGUUCUUUUAUUUGUUUGUCUCUUGGUCAUUGGGCUCCUCGUUUGUCAUGUGCGGAGGGGGAAAGCAGACUGGAAGAAGAUCCAAGAAGUGACCAUGUUUCGAAGCUCUCUGGGCCAAAGCUCAGGAGGUCCCAAGGAGGGAGUUCAGUACACCAACGAGGCUUUCCACAAAGAUGAGGACGGAAGCAGCGUAGGUUCAGGGGGUCCAGAGGUGGGAAACACCACAGCUGGUGGAUACCCACCAAAGAUGGAUUGGAACCACCCCAGCAAAGAGGUGCCCCAGAGGUCUUCUGCACCACUGCCCCCACUGCUGCCUGACGCCAGCGACAACAACUCGGAUAAGGCUGAUGACGAGAAAGACGUGAAACCUAUCCUGACCAAGGAAAGGCGGGUUGAGGAGGGAUACAAGUCUGUCUGGUUUAAGGAGGACAUCGAUCCCAACGCCAAGGAGGAGGUGGUUAUCAUCCCAGACAGCAGAGAAGAAGACAGCGAUGAGGAAGAUGAGGAGCAAAAUGUAUCCGAAAUGAAACGUUACCGGAUGAAAGCUCCAAAGGUUGGCUUCGCUGACACAGAUCUGGACAGUGGACUCGGGGUGAAGAUGGACAAUCCUGGAGAGGAUUCAGAGAACAACCACGAUCUGAACGUUGAUCUGUGACUCGAGCCAAAGGAUAAAGACACUGCACCAGAAACGAAGCGCAAUCCCAUGUGAAAUGGAUCCAUCAGGCCCGAACGCUGACGUCUCUCCAGAGACAGAAUGAAGCCUGAAAACAGUUGGAAGGGUUUGUUAAACACUUUGAAUAUUCUCAUCUGAAAGCAGAUUCACUGUUAGAUUUCUGCCCUUUAAUCUUUAUUUAUGUCAACUUGUCACAUGUAACUGCUGAACAACAACCUAAUUAAAGACAAUCUUUUAUCGUGCACGGAGUUCUGAGCUCGUAAAGAACUUUGUGUGAACACCUAAAAUCAAGUAUUUUCUUUCACUCCUGCAGUUUUCUAACACUCACUGUAUUUGAUAUGCCAAAGGUUUGUCACUCAGAAAAAGAAACGUUCAUAUUUAGCU
This is a messenger RNA of Nematolebias whitei (Rio pearlfish), 2631 nucleotides long. RefSeq names its product cadherin-related family member 5b (gene cdhr5b). NCBI's taxonomy places the organism in Eukaryota, Metazoa, Chordata, Actinopteri, Cyprinodontiformes, Rivulidae. Gene Ontology annotation, biological process: homophilic cell-cell adhesion; calcium-dependent cell-cell adhesion; multicellular organism development. Gene Ontology annotation, molecular function: calcium ion binding; cadherin binding. Gene Ontology annotation, cellular component: adherens junction; membrane; catenin complex. The coding region runs from base 22 to 2229 and encodes 735 amino acids. The transcript has 15 exons. The record is from RefSeq and is a predicted model, not a curated record.